Thelazia callipaeda (thelaziosis nematode) is the source of this 1014-nucleotide messenger RNA. NCBI's taxonomy places the organism in Eukaryota, Metazoa, Nematoda, Chromadorea, Rhabditida, Thelaziidae. The record is from the annotation of a GenBank genome assembly.
AUGAAUUCCAAGCAGUUCCAAAUUGGUAAUGAUAAUUUCAAUACGAAACGAUCACCAUUUAAAAAAUCAAGUUUUACUGGCAGCAGUUCGUUAGCUUCAAAUAAUAACCAUUCAACUGAAUCCAUUCUGGAAGAGAUCAUAGCAACAAAUGAAAAUGAUGAUGCGACUGUAUAUAAUAUGGAUAGUUUUGAAGAAACAAUAUCAAAUGAUAUUCAAUCCUCCACAUUCCCAACAAAGCAUGCUUGCAGUAAAGAUAGUGAAAAUGAUUCUGAUUCAUCCAAAACGAUUUCUUCAAGCAUUCACAAUACAGCAAGUACCGACGGGGGCACUUGUAAUGAUUAUUCGAAAGAUAAUACUGUAGCAUCAGCAAGGACAAGAAUAAAACAGCACUCAUCAAAGCCAAAACAUACUCGAAAUAGUAAAUGCAAUACUUCGUGCUCGGAUUCUUGGAAUGAUUGUACUGAUAAAUAUGAGUUGAGAAGAAAUAGUUUUAAUUCCAAGAGCACAUUAUCUUCUCAAAAUUCAAAUAAUCAAAGUGGUCAUCAUAAUGAACUACUUAUUACUACAAGCGAUUCAGAACAUCAUGAAUACGAUUAUGAAAGUCACCAGAAAAAAAAGCAGUUUCAUAUAAAGUCACAUCUCAUGUCCGAAAGUAAACCUUCAUCUUGUAAAAAAAUUUACUAUAAAACUUCAGAUGUUUGCAGUAAAAAAAGAUUUGAUGAAGAGAAAAGUAAACGCAACGCUGCAGUGCAAACAAUAUAUUCAGAACCGGAUAAUAAUCUUUCAACGACGUUUAUCCCAAUUUUACUAAAGGAUAUUGAAGCAAAUAUGGAAAAAGUGGAUGCAAAACAGACUACUUCAUCUAUUGUUCGAACGCAUGUAGAACUAAUCAAACGACAAGCAACCCGUGAAAAACGGAUUUUAGAAGAGUGGAGUUCAGCUAUUAAUGAUUUGGAAGAACAGUUUGGUGAGAGGAGUCAUUACUUUAAAAAUAUAAUGCAUGCUGCUAAUUGA